CGGGGGCGGUUUUCUAAUGAAGACACAGCAGCAGUGGGCCUCUUAAACACGACCCGUGGGCGAAGAGUUCCCCAGACUUUCGGGCACAGUCGAGCGUCGCAUGUUCACUAUGGUUCCAGUCCUCCACACACUACUGUUCCGAUAGAGCCUGCUGAAUUCGACACUUUAAAAUAUCCCUGCAAGACAAAUUCAAAAGCCUGCAGUGGCCCUGGACUCGGGGCUUGGGCGGAAGGGGGGAGACGAGGAGGAACAGGAGAAGCGAGGAGAAGAGGCCCUCAAGGAACACAGGCGCUGGCGAUGCGUGGGCACCCCCAGCGGCCCACACGACCAGCGAAAUGUCAAAGCCACACGCGCACACAACCAGCGGGCAAAAAAACCCACCGCAGGUUCAUGUUCCACGGGCCGUGCAACUUCUCAAAUGAUGCGAAUGUGACUUCCAUUCCUACCGUGGCAGUGGGAGGAAGCCAGCAGAGGAGGGGAGGAGCGCAGAGGAAACGAAAAUGGCAGAGAGCAGCGCUAAGUUGUUCAAGCCAGCAUAGAAGCUGAAGCCAGGGAGUUUGAAAAGUGCGCUAUAGCUGAAAAUGAUGGGCUGUACAAGGGGAGGGAACCCUCUUGAGGAAAAAGGAGGGCGACCCCCUCAUGCAAGCCCCCACAUGCAAGCCUGGGCCAAACUGCAGCGCCGCCCUGGUAAUUGGAGCAUCGUUAGAUCAAAAAGCACAUGCGAAUGAGAUGGGGGGGCAGAGUGAGAGGGAGAGAGAGAGAGAGAGGAGGGAUGAAAGGCGUGCGCAAAACCUAUACACAGGCGGGACCCCACUCAGAAUCCGCGCUCACAAUGCUGCUCUCGCCAUGCUACUGCUGGCCCGCGUAGUGCGGCUCGACCACGUUGCAAUCGAAGUUGUGCUAAUACUGGAAGUCGCGCUGCUCGACCAGACCGUGCUCACACUGCUGCUCACAGUCUUCGUGAAGCUAACCGUGGAACUGGCCGUGGACGUCGCCGUGCUUCUGCUGGCACGCGUAGUGUUGCUCAACAACGUUGCAGUGGCAUCCGUGCAACUAGAGAUCGCGCUCCUCGUCCAGACCGUGGUCACACUGCUGCUCGCGGUUGUCACGAAAUUCAUCGUGAAACUGGCCGUGAACGUCGCCGUGCUACCGCUGACCUGCGCAGUGUUGCUCGCCACGUUGCAAUCGAAACUAUUCUACUAGAAGCGGCGCUGCUCGACACGACCGCGCCCACACUGCUGCUCGCGACUUAGGCGUCGGUGCCGGUGUAGGCGCUGGCGCCGGUGCCGUCGUAGGCGUUGGCCUUUGUGCUGGCGUCGGAGCUGGCGUCGGCGCUGGUGUUGGAGCUGGCGCCGGUGCUGGCGCUGGUGCUGAUGUAGGCGCUCCCAAGCCGGCGCGCCCAAGCUGACGCGCAAGGUUGGGCCUCGGAUAGCAGAUGGGCUGGCACGCCGAAAUGAGUAGGCAAGGUGGGGGACAUGAUAGCGGACGGGCCGGCACGCCGAAAUGGGUGCUCCAAGAUGGCCCCAGAACGGCCCAAGAGGGCCCCAAAUU
Molecule: messenger RNA, 1551 nt
Organism: Prorocentrum cordatum
Lineage: Eukaryota; Dinophyceae; Prorocentrales; Prorocentraceae
Source: the annotation of a GenBank genome assembly